This is a messenger RNA of Psilocybe cubensis, 765 nucleotides long. RefSeq lists its product as uncharacterized. The record is from RefSeq and is a predicted model, not a curated record. The transcript is spliced from 6 exons. NCBI's taxonomy places the organism in Eukaryota, Fungi, Basidiomycota, Agaricomycetes, Agaricales, Agrocybaceae. The coding region runs from base 1 to 765 and encodes 254 amino acids. Gene Ontology annotation, cellular component: proteasome core complex.
AUGCCAGGCAUGGUUUCAACUAGUCAGCCCACACAGCAGUCUUUCAACCCCUACACUGAAAACGGAGGCACAAUCUUGGCUAUUGCUGGUGCUGACUUUAGUGUUAUCGCAGGCGACACUCGGCAGAGCGAGGGUUACAGCAUACAAACACGAUAUGCCCCAAAGGUCUUCCGUCUCACGGACAAGGCUGUACUGGCGGUCAAUGGGUUUGCUGCAGAUGGAAAUAUGUUUGUGAAGAAGGUUCGACAGCGUUUGGAGUGGUAUCGCCAUGCCCAUGCUAAGGACAUGCCGAUCCGAGCCAUUGCCAGACUUAUCCAGACAAUGCUUUAUGCCCGCCGUUUCUUCCCUUACUACGUCUACAACAUCCUCGGAGGUAUUGAAGAAGAUGGCACUGGUGCAGUUUACUCUUUUGAUCCCGUGGGCUCUUAUGAGCGUGAAGCCUGUCGCGCUGCCGGUGCGGCACAAUCUCUUGUGCAACCCUUCCUAGACAAUCAGAUCUACUUCAAGAACCAAACGCCUGCCCCGGGAACGUCAUUUCCCAAACAUUUGCCGCUAUCCACUGUGCUACCCCUCGUGAUUGACUCGUUCACAAGUGCAACGGAAAGGCACAUCGAGGUUGGCGAUGGCCUAGAAAUUUAUGUUGUCUUGGCCAAAGGUAGCACUUCCCUCCAGGGGAUCACGAGCAUCCGCGGGGUCCAGGAGCUAACGGCCACAAGCGAAGGCGAGAGAGUGUUUGUGAUCAGAAGGGACCUGAAGAAAGAUUGA